AUGAGCACUUAUCUUCGAGAAGCUAAUCGGGCCGAGUCCGCCGUGCUCUUCGCAAAGGCGCCACAAGUGGUGCCAAAUUUGGCUCAAGAGGAGGGCGCACUCCGAACGCGCCGCGGGCCGCGCCCGCCGCCUCGGUGCGCCCGCCGCCUCGCCGCGCUCUGCUGGUCACCGCGUCGAGGAUGGAGAUUUUCUCGGCGACGCCGUCGCCCCGCUCGCGGCACCGUGCGCAGGGGGCUUGGCCGCCGUCGGCCUGGGCCGUGGCGGAGGGACAGGGAGGCCGGCCGCAGGCGGCUGACCGCUCGCAUUGGGCGGCCAGCCCUGCGCCCGUGGCUGCGGAGGGCGAGCCCGACCUGGUCACCGCAGGGGACCGCGCGCAGUGGGCGGCGUACCUGGCAGAUCCCCGCCAGCCGUUGCCUGGCCGCGAGCCCACGCGGUCGAGGCCGCGCCCCGCGGCAGUGCCGCCGCCGGCGGCGCCCCCGCCCCGCGCGGAGCAGUUGUACCCGCCAGUCCAGUCUGGGGGCGCAAGCAGCAGCAGCGCGUGCAGCAGCAGUCCCUUCCUGCAUCCGCAGCGGCCGCCGCGGAGCUCCGAAGGCCCGACGCUGCCCUCGUCCGCGCCCGCCGCCCCCUCUGGCGGCCCCGGCCGCUCCCCGCGGCCGCCCGGGGGAGCUGUGGCGACGCUGGGGAGGAGAGAGGCGUCACCGUUCCUGCACGGUGCCACCAAGCUUGGCGACGGCCACGACGAGGCGCACCUGCCACAGGCACCUGCUCAGAUCGACGGAGUCGAGGGCGACAACUUCAUGAGGGAUUUGAUGAAGGGUCUGGACCCUGCUCUGGCAGAGGAGAUCUCCCGGAAUGUCGACCAGCGGGUGAGAUCCGAGGCGGCCAAGUCUGAGGCACAGCAUGCCCUCGAGGACCGCGAGAACGCCAACCUCAGGCAGUGCGUCGAGGCGCUGCGGCUGGACAAGAGGCGGCUCCAGGCGCAGCAGGCGGACCUCGAGGGGCGGCUGCGGUCCCUGGAGCACCAGAACGAGCAGUACCGGAAGUUCUGUGAGCAUCCGCAGGUUGGCGGGGCGACGAUGGGAGCCGAGCUGCGGAGCGCGCAGGAGGCGCUCAGCGCGGUCCAGAUGAUCACCGCUGCGCUCAACGCGCGGAACCUGGAGCUACAGAGGCGGCUGCAGGCCGUGACGUCCGCAGAGGAGGGGGUCCAGCGGAAGGACCUGUGCGUCGUGUGCCUGGAGAACUUGCCCAACGUCGUCUGCCUGCCAUGCAGGCACAUGUGCGUGUGCAGCUUCUGCGGCGGCGGCGCGCGCGGCCUGUCCAGUUGCCCGAUGUGCCGCGGCGUCGUGGAGGAGACGCUGCAGGUGUUCAUGCCCUGAGCCAGGAGCCUCUGGCAUCUUUGGCAGGGAGUGCGCGCGAGAACGCUUUGGUUUGCAGGAUAUGUCAGCGCUCAUUGUAGCGCUGUGUUAAUUGCUUCAUAGUCCAGGUUGGGCUGGAAUUAGCCUUUUCUGGUUGUUGCCAAUCUGCGCUUUUUCAGCGCAUUGGCUCAGGGCUGCUGCUACAGUGUUGACCCAGCGAUGUUUGUGAUGGGAUAGUUGAGGCGUUGCCGCGUGUUGGGGGGUGGGGCAAA
This is a messenger RNA of Prorocentrum cordatum, 1627 nucleotides long. Lineage: Eukaryota; Dinophyceae; Prorocentrales; Prorocentraceae. The record is from the annotation of a GenBank genome assembly.